Molecule: messenger RNA, 1067 nt
Organism: Punctularia strigosozonata HHB-11173 SS5
Lineage: Eukaryota; Fungi; Basidiomycota; Agaricomycetes; Corticiales; Punctulariaceae
Product: GroES-like protein
Exons: 4
Molecular function (GO): oxidoreductase activity, acting on NAD(P)H
Source: RefSeq, a predicted model, not a curated record
AUCCAGCAAAAGGCGCUCUUUCUCUUAUCGAAGGGCGGGGACUUUGCUGUUCAAAACACGAAUGUUCCUUCUCCCGGCCCCGGCGAGGUUCUUGUCCGACUGGAAGCGGCGGCGCUCAAUCCUGUCGACUGGAAGAUAAGGGCCCCUGGCGUCUACCAGAACUUCAUCCAGUACCCAGGGAUCCUGGGAUCGGAUGGCGCCGGCGUCGUGGAGCAAGUCGGCGAAGGCGUGGCUCACUUGCAGGAGGGGGAUAAGCUUUUGUUCCAGGGCCAAUUCAAGAAGGAGUACGGCACAUUCCAGCAGUACGCGCUGGUCUCCGCCGAGCAUGCGGCGAAGAUCCCUGAGAACGUGACUAUCGACGAGGCCGCGUCCGUCCCGCUCGGGCUCUCAACGGCCUUCCUUGGCCUGUACAAGAAGGCAGGCGAUCGUGGUGGCGCGGAGCUGACCCCGUUCUGGCAGUCGUCUACCGCCUAUGCAGGGCAACCGUUUGUCGCGAUAGGCGGUGCGACCGCUGUUGGCCAAUACGCUAUCCAGCUCGCGCGGUUAUCGGGCUUUUCCCCGAUCAUAACCACCGCAUCCGAGAAACACGCAGGCUUCCUGCGAUCUCUCGGGGCCACACAUAUCCUUCCGCGCUCGCUCUCCGAUGAUGCUCUUGCCACCGAAAUCCGCAAGAUCACGCCGGACCCGCUCAAGAUCGUUUUCGAGGCCGUCAGCGUCGCUAGUACACAGAAGACCGGCUGGUCGCUCCUCGCUCCAGGCGGGACACUCGUCGUGCUUUUGCCACCCGUCGAAGGCAUCGUGGAUGGCGAGGACGGAAAGCGGAUUGUCGCGCCGGCAGGAAACGUGCACAUCCUGGGUCAGAAGGAGCUAGGGCGCGAGCUGUACAAGCACCUUGGCCAGCUGCUUCAGGAUGGCUCUAUCAAGCCGAAUCGCGUGGAAGUGCUGCCUGGUGGUCUUGCGGCUAUUCCGGGCGGGCUCGACCUGUUGCAACAGGGCAAGGUCAGCGGCGUGAAACUGAUUGUACAUCCUCAGGAGACAGCAUAAGUGGUUCCGUCACUGUGUUCUUU